Messenger RNA from Psilocybe cubensis, 1908 nucleotides. RefSeq lists its product as uncharacterized. Lineage: Eukaryota; Fungi; Basidiomycota; Agaricomycetes; Agaricales; Agrocybaceae. The transcript has 5 exons. The coding region runs from base 1 to 1908 and encodes 635 amino acids. The record is from RefSeq and is a predicted model, not a curated record.
AUGCCUUCGAAGAAACAUACCCAGAGUGUCCUCGAGAAACAAAUCUCAAAGACGAUCGCACUCUAUAUCGAUUCAGCGAUUACCGCUCCGCCAAAGCACCAGCCUUACCACAACGAUGUCCGCGACUUCACCCAUGUUUUCGAGGUAUUUUGGAAAGAGGAUUUCAGUGGCAUCGACCUGGACGCAGUUUAUAAGAGAAAACCCGACGACCCUUCGUGGUUAUCUUACUUUAGCGAUCAUAAAAUAAACGCAGUACGGCUGGUGCUUGCUGUUAGGGACCGUGACAUAAACCUCGUUCUAGUGGAAGGACAGCCUCCACCUGCGCCUGCCGUGGACUCUGUGUCUUUGAAAGACAUCUCAUACGAGACCUUUGCAGGGAUCUUGCGCGGCCUCGUGCGGGCCACUAAAAAACUCGAAGAAACUGAAAUCUCCAUCACUUCGGAAAUCAUUCGAUAUCUGGAAUCCAUGCCGAAUCAAACUUGCGAGGACGAGCUCUCUGAUGGAUUUUAUGAAGAGUUCAAGCUGCUUCGCAGUAAAGUCGAUAUUCAUCAAGCGUAUGCCACUACGCCCGAGGAGCCAGACUGGUUGGCGAGAUACAGCAAUCAGGCUAUCAAUAUAGUCCGAAUUGUGGUUUUGCUACGCGCCUACGACGAGUCUGCAGCUUCCGUACUGGAAAGCUUCGGUGACCAAGAACUUUCACUUGAAUACGUCGUUUUCGAAGACGUGUCGCUGCAAGACUUUCUAGAUGUUUUUCGUCAACUCGUCGGCGCUGAAAGAAGGCUGCGCAGGAAGAGCGAAGCAGAAAACAGCCUUGACAUCAUGGAACCGCCCAGCAGUGACAGUGACACCGCUAGUGAGCACGAAGCAGAUGAGAAAACUAUACAUGCUAAAGACGCCCCUCCUCGUUCCAUCUACGAACUCGAUUUUGUUGGAUCCGAGUCAACGCUUCAUGACGACCAGGAGGAUGUCAUCAAGAUCGAGGAAGUCGAGUUCGAUACGGAGGAGGAAUUUCGACGGCAGCUAGAGCAGUGGGAUGUCCAUGAAGCGCUUGAAGACCUUCCUGAAGACAUCAUUGGGCCAUUGUUGGAAGAUUCCAAGACUCGCAGGAUAACCAUCGCGAUACUUCGAAAAGCUUUAGAUGUCAAAGGUUCCACGAACACAGCUAUAAACAGGAAUCUCAAUAUCAUCUUACAUGAACUGCGCCGAGAGUACCGCAUCGCACACACCCCAUCGUUCUUAUACGGGAUGGAAUACACUUACCAAAGACCCGUCACCCCCUUUAUUUACGGGUACCUGGCCCUCUCAAGUGUUUCUUAUGUCUUGCGCAGCCGUUGCCGCGCGCUCAAAACCCCAACUGCCUCAAAUUUGGUGGCCAACGUGGAUAUAACCAAAGAUGAUCUCACGGCCACUGUCGAAGAGCUCAAGUCGUUCCCCGUGUUCCAAGAAGUCAUGCUCGACAGGGUACGCAUGAUGAACACCCGUGUGGAUAUUUAUCAGGAUGUUAUCAGCCAUUGUAUUGAGAUCGGGUCUGCGUUGCAGACGAUUUGCGUCUUCAAUGGUCCUGCGAACAAACCCCACUUCACUCUGGAUCCCGGAAAAUGCCGAGAUCUUCGGACAGCGAUUGAAGAUUUUACGCAGUUUGAUGACGCUAUGCUUGACAAAAACCAUUUUCAAGAGUUUCCGGGAUGCAUGGUGAAGGUGACAAUUUCUGCCAAUAAGGCCAGCGGUAUCUUGACCCUGUUCAAGAACAUCAUCGACCUGAAGUAUACCCCAGUAUGCAUGCAGAACGAGGACCUCGUCAACGCUGUCGAUGGAGCUACGGUGUUGCAUAGCAGAUGGCACAAGCGCUCAACCAAAUCUGAAAACUCCCUUUAUUUCCCUUUGCAACCCGAAUCUUCCGGGGCUUGA